Molecule: messenger RNA, 822 nt
Organism: Eupeodes corollae
Lineage: Eukaryota; Metazoa; Arthropoda; Insecta; Diptera; Syrphidae
Exons: 3
Coding region: 111-791 (226 amino acids)
Source: RefSeq, a predicted model, not a curated record
AUUCUGGUGCAAGGCAUUUCUGUUAAUUAACUUUACCGGAACAUAAGACUUUCGAUCUUAUUUCGAUCCCUUAGUGUAGCUUAGCAUAGUACCCCCGUUAUAAAGAAAUUAUGACGCAGUUCAAAAUUAGCAUCAUCUUUUUGUUUGUAUCAAUUGGAUGUCUCGUUGGUGUUGACAGCCAUGGAAUGAUGAUGAAGCCUGUGAGUCGUGGAUCCCGUUGGAGAGUCGAUCCUACAGCACCUAAGAACUAUGAUGACAAUGGAUUAUUUUGUGGUGGAUAUGGUAAUCAAUGGUCAGUUCAUGGGGGCAAAUGUGGAAUCUGUGGUGAUAGUUACGGCGAAGCAACUCCUAGACCCCAUGAAAAUGGUGGAAAAUUCGGUCAAGGAAUUAUUGUUGAAACAUACACUGCUGGCCAAGUGGCGGAGAUAAGUGUGAAACUCACUACCAGUCAUAAAGGAAAAUUUAUCUUCCAUUUGUGUAACAUUGAUUCGCGGCCAGAAUCAGAGGAAUGUUUCGUUGAGGAACCUUUGCAACUUAUCUCCGGAGGAUAUGAAUAUCAUGUGAAUACUUUUGAUGCGGGUGUCUAUAAUGCUGCAGUGAUUAUUCCCUCAGAUAUUGUUUGUCAACAUUGUGUUAUCAGGUGGACAUACUUAACAGCUAAUUCAUGGGGAACAUGUGAGGAUGGAACUGGUGCUGUUGGAUGCGGGCCACAAGAACAGUUUAAAAACUGUGCUGAUGUUUCUAUUUUACCAUCGCCAUCGUCACUUUAUGGCGAAAUACCGGAAUAUUAAAAAAUCAUUUAAUUUUUAAAGGAUUACAAUU